GAGAAAGUCGCGGUGAUGGAGUCUCUGUCCCUCCGGAAUGGGUGCAGUUGCGAGCCGGAGCCCGGAGUGACGGUUGAAGAUCUGCUCCUGGUUAUCGGGGAGAGGAUCGGAUUUGAUAAUAUAGUGGCGGCAUCUCGUGUGGAUAAAGCGAUUGUGGUAUUUUUGAAGUCUGAAUCGCUGGUAAAUCAGUUGACUGUGAGCGCGUUAUGGGUUAAAGAAACGUUUGUUGCCGUUAACGUGUUAUCCGAUUCGGCAACAAAAAUUACGAUCACCAAUGUUCCUCCAUUUGUAUCGAAUGACGCGAUUGCGAAAGAGUUACAGAAGUUUGGGACGAUAGCGAGCCCUGUAGAAAUGAUUCCCCUCGGGUGUAAAAACGUGGCACUUAAUCACGUCGUUUCCUUUAGCCGCCAGGUUUAUAUGUUUCUGACUUCACCCACGCGUACUCUAGAAGUUUCCUUCUCUGUGAAUCACGGAGAAAACUCGUACAUGGUAUCUGCGAGCACUGAGAGUUUGCGGUGUUUUGAGUGCGGAGAUUUGGUCCAUACACGGUGUGCGUGUCCACAUAGAGAUGAUCAACGGCCGUCCACUUCCAGAGCUGAUGCUGGAGUUACUGAACAUCAUAGACAACAUGAAGCAGAGCAGAGGAGUGUGGAACAAGAUGGAGUCACAGAGAGUCAGUACAGGAGAUCAAACUCAUCAGAUUCUCCAGCAUCUUCAUCAUGGCUGAUUCACAAGCAUCCAGAGAUGGAGAUUUCUCUCCAGGACGCAGUUCAGUCCAGCAGAAGAGCUCAAACCCAGAGUGUGUCUAUGAAGAGUGACCGCUCUAUGGAUGACCCGCCACAGUUUAAGAGUGGAGACACACGGCCUGAUCUCAGUUCAGUCCAGCAGAAGAGCUCAAACCCAGAGUCCAGCUGUGUGUCUGUGAAGAGUGACUGGUCUAUGGAUGAGCCACUUACGUUUAAGAUUGGAGACAAGUGCUCUGAUCUCAGUUCAGUCCAGCAGAAGGGCUCAAACCCAGAGUACAGCUGUGUGUCUAUGAAGAGUAACCGCUCUAUGGAUCCGCCACCAAAGUUUGAGAGUGGAAACACACAGCCUGAUCUCAGCUUCGACUCUAAACAUGAAGUCCUCAACACACUGAGAUCAAAUCUGAGACAGAAGUUUGAGUGUGUGUGUGAGGGAAUAUCAAAGCAGGGAAACCCAACACUCCUGAAUGAGAUCUACACAGAGCUCUACAUCACAGAGAGUGGAAGUGGAGAGAUCAAUAAUGAGCAUGAGGUGAGACAGAUUGAGACACAGUCCAGGAGAGCAGAAACAGAGGACACACCGAUCAAAUGCAGAGACAUCUUUAGACCUUUACCUGGACAAGACAAACCCAUCAGAACUGUGCUGACAAAGGGAGUCGCUGGCAUUGGGAAAACAGUCUCUGUGCAGAAGUUCAUCCUGGACUGGGCUGAAGGGAAAGAGAAUCUGGACAUCCAGCUCAUAUUUCCACUGGCUUUCAGAGAGCUCAACUUGAUGAAGGACAAAACACUCAGUCUUUCAGAUCUUCUUCAUCUCUUCUUCCCUGAAACCAGAGAAAUGGCCAUAUCCAGUGAGGAGUAUAAAGUGCUGUUCAUCUUUGAUGGUCUGGAUGAGUGUCGUCUGUCUCUGGAUUUUCAGAGCGAUGUGAGGUUGUGUGAUGUGACUGAAUCAGCCUCAGUGGACGAGCUGCUGACGAACCUCAUUGUGGGGAAUCUGCUUCCCUCGUCUCUCAUCUGGAUCACCUCCAGACCAGCAGCAGCGGAUCUCGUGCCCUCUGUGUGUGUCCAUCGAGUGACAGAGGUACGAGGCUUCAGUGACACACAUAAGGAGGAAUACUUCAGGAAGAGGAUCAGUGAUCAGAGUCUGGCCGACAGGAUUAUCUCACACCUGAAGUCCACAAAGAGCCUCUUUAUUAUGUGCCACAUCCCAGUGUUCUGCUGGAUCUCAGCCACUGUUCUAGAGGAGAUGUGCAGUGAAGCAGAGAGACGAGAGAUUCCCAAGACUCUCACUCAAAUGUACACACACUUCCUGCUCAUUCAGACCAACAUCAAACAUGAGAAGGACUAUGAGAAGAAAGUGAAAGAUGAAGACAUGAUCCUCAAACUGGGGGAACUGGCGUAUCGGCAGCUUCUGAAAGGCAACCUUAACUUCUAUGAGGAAGACCUGAGCGAAUGUGGCAUUGAUGUGGCAGAAGCAUCAGUUUACUCAGGAUUGUGCACUCAGAUCUUCAGAGAGGAGUUGGGCUUGUGUCUGGGGAAAGUCUUCUGCUUUGUUCAUCUGAGCAUUCAGGAACAUCUAGCAGCUCUAUAUGUGCAUCUCUCCUUUAUCAACAAUAACAUCAAUGUGUUUGACCAGAUUACCAAACCAACUAUUGGAGGCAAAGUGUCCCUAUCUGAUCUCCAUCAGAGAGCUGUGGAUGAGGCUUUACACAGUAGAAAUGGGCAUCUGGACCUUUUCCUUCGUUUCCUUCUGGGUCUGUCAGUGGAGUCUAAUCAGAGUCUCUUACAAGAACUAAAGACACAGACAGCAAACAGCUCUCACAACAAUGAGGGAACAGUCGACUAUAUUAAAGAGAAGAUCAGUGAGAAUCCCUCUCCAGAGAAAUACAUCAAUCUGUUUCACUGUCUGAAUGAACUAGGUGAUCUUUCUCUAGUGAACAAAGCUAAACCUCAUAUGAGCCGUGGAGGAUUACGUGAAGUGAAACUCUCCUCGUCUCAGUGGUCAGCUUUAGUGUUUGUGUUGUUGUCCUCAGAGCAGGCAAUGCGUCAUUUUAACCUAAACAGCUUAUUUGGAGCCACUAAUAAUGACUCCUCUAUCACCCUGAAAGCUCAAAACACAGCAGAUGAAGUUCUUCAGAAGCUGAUGCCUGUGGUUACAGCAACUAGAUCAGCUGUGUUGAGUAAGUGUGGUGUCACAGAUGAAGGUUGUGCUGCUCUGGCUUCAGCUCUGAGAUCAAACCCUUCACACCUGAGAACACUGAAUCUGAAUCUGAAUAAUAUAGGAGACUCAGGAGUGAAGCUGCUCUCUAUUGUAUUGAAGAAUCCUCAUUGUAAACUGAAGGAACUGUGGUUGAGUAAGUGUGGUGUCACAGAUGAAGGUUGUGCUGAUCUGGCUUCAGCUUUGAGUUCAAACCCCUCACACCUGAGAGAACUGAAUUUGUCAUAUAAUAAACUAGGAGACUCAGGAGUGAAGCUGCUUUCUGCUGUAUUGGAGAACCCUCACUGUAAACUGGAGAAACUGUGGUUGAGUAAGUGUGGUGUCACAGAUGAAGGUUGUGUUGCUCUGGCUUCAGCUCUGAGAUCAAACCCCUCACACCUGAGACAACUGAAUCUGAAUUGGAAUAAUCUAGGAGACUCAGGAGUGAAGCUGCUCUCUGGUCUGAAGGAUAAUCCUCAUUAUGAACUGCAGAUAUUAUGGACUAGUAUUGGUUGACAAUCUGAUCUUCUCAGGAUCAUCUCUACAGAGACGCGCAGUUAACAGAAUCAACCGAGACUGAAGAUACAGUGAUUUCACUGUUUUAAAUUAACACUUCAUUUAGAUUUCAGCAAUCCUCUGACAAACAUGAUGAGGUGGCAGUAAAACGCUUUUUAUUUCAGAGCAGCAAAUUACAGUUUCUCAUUUAUAGGUUAAUCAUUUUAUUUGUAUAAACAUACAGUAUAAAUUCAAAAAGGUUAGAGUUUUGUUAGAAAAAAUAUAGCGCCUGGAUGUGUUUGUGCUGUACCAGCAGAGGGAGACAAAGUCUGAUAAAAGGUCCAUUUGUUGUGAUUAAUAAAAAAACCCCAGUUCAAGCUCACCUUUGGAAUACAAAUAAUAGAACCUUGAGUGUAUAUAAUGAUAGUUGUAUUACAUUUGUAUUAAUGUAUUUAGUGUUUCUUUGUAAAAUUAUAAAUGGUGGUAACAUUUAUU
Messenger RNA from Pimephales promelas (fathead minnow), 3927 nucleotides. Lineage: Eukaryota; Metazoa; Chordata; Actinopteri; Cypriniformes; Leuciscidae. The record is from RefSeq and is a predicted model, not a curated record.